Messenger RNA from Halichondria panicea, 2397 nucleotides. RefSeq lists its product as uncharacterized. Gene Ontology annotation, biological process: signal transduction; protein phosphorylation. Gene Ontology annotation, molecular function: protein kinase activity; ATP binding. Bases 102 to 950 code for a protein of 282 amino acids. Gene Ontology annotation, cellular component: cytoplasm. Lineage: Eukaryota; Metazoa; Porifera; Demospongiae; Suberitida; Halichondriidae. The record is from RefSeq and is a predicted model, not a curated record. The transcript has a single exon.
AGCACGUACACAAAAUAAUUCACCCAAAUUUCUAGCUAGCUUAAAACUGUGCACAUUAAAACUGUGACAUAACUAAAACUGUACUAACAAGUUUAGUAGCUAUGGCUAAGAGACAAGACCAUGAACGAGAGUAUACAUUCCAAAAGGUUGAACUCUUUAAAAACAAGAUGCUUGGUACUGGCUCCUACGGGGCAGUGUGUAAAGCCAAGUGUGACCAGCUAUUUUGUGCUGCCAAGCUACUCAAUCCAGAGUUCUUCCAAAUGACUGCUCCCGAUCAUGGUAAAGAACAUAGACACCCGUUUAGAAGAUUCGAAACGGAGUGCGCAUUUCUAAGUCGCAUCAACCACCCCAACAUUGUACAGUACCUGGGGACCUAUCGUGAUCCCGACACAAAUGCACCAGUUCUCCUCAUGGAGCUCAUGGACGAGAGUCUGACACACUUCCUGGAGUCAUCACCUGGAGACAUUCCCUACCACAUCCAAGUCAACCUCUCCUAUGACAUAGCUCAAGCACUUGCCUUUCUUCACUCCAAUGGGAUUAUCCAUGGCGAUCUCUCUAGCAACAAUGUCCUACUGAUUGCAGGCACUCGAGCCAAAGUCACUGAUUUUGGAAUGUCCGAAUUCACGGACAUAAACAUCAACCGACUAGCCACAAUGACCACAUGCCCAGGAACACAAGCCUUCAUGUCACCCGAGGCACUAAACGAACCACCAGUGUACACAGAGAAACUAGACAACUUCUCAUUUGGUGUGCUUCUAAUUCAAAUCACAACUCGACAAUUUCCAAAGCCAAUUGAAAGUAUUCAACUUUCAUAUCCACAAAAUCCAUCUGAAACUAAAGUAACAAUUCCAGAACUGGAAAGACGAGAAGCCCACAUCAGCCUGAUUGAGCCAACCCACCCUCUAUUGCCGAUUGCUUGUCACUGCCUCAAAGACAGAGAUGUUGAAUGACCAUCUUCCCAACAGCUUUGCAAAACACUGGAUGCUCUCAAAAGGACACCACGGUACCAGGAAAACUCCAAACAAGACGUGCACCAGAUGCUCAGAGAAAAAGAUCAACAACUACACUCAAAACAACAGCUUAUAACAGAAAAAAACAAACAACUACAAACAAAUCAACAGCUAGUAAGAAAAAAAGAUGAGCAAAUAAAAGCUAAAGAUGAACAGCUACAAACAAACGAAAAUAUUAUAACUGAAAAAGAUAAGCUAAUCACAGCUAAAGACCGACAGAUAAAUGCAAAGAAAACGGAAAAGCAAUCUCUCCAGCAAGACAAAUUAACUCUUAAACAGGAGGCUGAAAUCAGGGAGACAGCUGAGGAGACUCAACCAAGAGUUACAAGCAAGUGAGAAGAACAUUGCUACCCUACAUCAAACCAUCGAUCAACGAAACAGAGAAUUGACUGAACUGAGACAAACUUUGUCAAGAAAAACGAGGAAAUUCCCGAUUUAUCGACUCAAAUUGCACAUGAAGAUAAGGAGAAACAACCUCAAGCUAUACUAAAAAAACCUGUUGAAGUGACAUGGGACCCAUUAACUACAACAGAUGUGGAUAUGAUUCAUGGAUCAUCAGCUGUGAUCGAAAACAAGACAUACAUUAAGUUAAAUGUAAAUAAUACUGUUUAUACUUUAAACAGCAACCAUCGCUGGUUGGAGUUACCACCUUGCCCUAACAAAUUGUUCACUAUUGUCAGUGUUGAUAACGUACUCACAACUGUGGGGGGACAAUCAGGAACAAAUCAAUCUAGUAAUCCAUUGUACAAAUACGAUGACAACAAAUGGGUUGAACACAAGUUUCCUCCUAUGCCAACUAAACGGGACAAGCCAGGAGCUGUGUAUGCUAACAAAUCACUCGUAGUGGCAGGGGGAGUAAAUCUAGUUAGUUUAUCUACUGUAGAGAUACUGAACACGGAGGAAAAGCAAUGGUCCAGUUGUACCCCGUUACCGGUGUGAAGUCAUCAACCAUCAGCAACGAUCUGUGGAGACUAUGUGUACAUACACUCACGAGCUAAUGAUGAUCAAGAGAAGUAUUCAGUAUACAAAUGCUUAUUAAAACAACUAACUCAGUCCGAGCCAAGCUCAGCUAUAUGGGAGAAGAUUGCCCCUUUGCCGGUUAGCGAUUCCACUCUUGUUACGGUCAAUGGCAACCUGCUGGCAGUGGGUGGAGUGAACUCCAGAACUAAGGACAUAAUAUUAUAUCAGUACAAUAAUAUGACAUCAUGGACUGUCAUUAGUCAAAUGUCAACACCUCGAUCAUUUUGCCUCACUGCUGCCCUCCCAGGGAACAAACUGAUGGUGGUGGGUGGAGAUGUUACACUUAGAAAAUGUGAAAUAGCUACUUUUGUGUAUAGUGCCUAACUUGUUCUUUGUGUCUUAUUGUAAUAUCAAACAGUAUAAGUCA